Messenger RNA from Macadamia integrifolia, 8060 nucleotides. RefSeq names its product beta-xylosidase/alpha-L-arabinofuranosidase 1-like. The coding region runs from base 5307 to 7934 and encodes 875 amino acids. Gene Ontology annotation, biological process: xylan catabolic process; arabinan catabolic process. Gene Ontology annotation, cellular component: plant-type cell wall. Lineage: Eukaryota; Viridiplantae; Streptophyta; Magnoliopsida; Proteales; Proteaceae. Gene Ontology annotation, molecular function: xylan 1,4-beta-xylosidase activity; alpha-L-arabinofuranosidase activity. The record is from RefSeq and is a predicted model, not a curated record. The transcript is spliced from 11 exons.
GGUAGGGAAGAAUUUCCUAAGAUGGGUCAGAGUUGCAGGGGGAGAGGGAACAAUCGCACAAAGAAGGGGGAGGGGAAGAAAAAUCACAGCCCUCAGGCUCUCAGCAUUCAAAACUCAAUUCAUAUUUUUCUAUUCUCUAGUUCUGUUCUGCCCUCUCAUCUCGUCCUCUUCUUUUAUUCUUUCUUCUUCUUUUGGUUGCUACCACUGCUGCUUCUCUUCGAUUUUUCUUCUUUUUUUUACUUGCUUGUUGGCGGAAAGAGAAAGAGGAGGCGAUGGGAGUCUACCGGUUGGGAAUCGAAGGGAGGAGAAAAGGGAGGGAUAAGAGUGAAAAAGUUUCAGUAGGCUUUUGGGAUUUUUUUUCUUGGAACCCCAGUGACAAGGAACCGACAAGGGUUUGGGACUGGGACUUGAAAGAAAGGGUUGAGUUACUAGUUCAGCUUUUCAGUUUGGGCAGCAGAGAACUUUUUUUUUUUUUUUGCUAUUCUCAGUCAUGGUAGGACCCAAACAGAGAAUGAGAAGGGAAGAAGAGAGACGGAGGGGAAGGAAUGGGGAUCCUUCGGCUCUGAUACCAAAUUGAUGGAAGGCCUUAGGGAAGAAGGGAAGAAUCACACAAAGGGGAGGGGAGGAAAUUCACAUGACCAAGCAUAACCACAAAGUUCAUCCAAAUAAUUAAUUCAUCAUUCAAUUUAUCCUCUAUGUCCAUCGAAUACAGUCAAUAUAUAAAAAAUAAAGACAUGAAAUUAGAAACUCUACUAACAUAGUAUCUAGGCCAAACUAGGAAAUAACCAUAAAAGGAAACUAAUGCAAAGAAAAUAAAUCCUAACUCCUACAUUCAACUUUGGAAAAUAAAAGGCAUGAAAUAAAAUACUAAGUGACUGCUAAUUUUAUUUCCAACCCUUAUUGGACCAAAACCCUGGGCUGGACUAGUUCUUUUUGGCUCUUAGCUUCCAAAGCCGGUCAUGCUGGUCCAACCAAGUAAGGGCGGCCGUAUCUGCAUCACUGUGCUCUAUAAACCAUAUUUGGAUGGAGUGGAAUGCCGUUCAUUCGACAUAAUUUGGAAAGCCAUCUACUUUAAUGUUAGCUCUAAGCUUGGUUCUGCCAAGCUUUGCCCCCAUUAAAGAUACCCCAUGGAACAUGCUCAUUGUUGUCUCCUGGGUUAUGCCUAUUUCCCUUCUCCUUCCCCUCAAAUGGAUGUAUCAUGCUUAGAUCCUUUUGUGUAGUAGGCUCUUGGGCCUCUCUUAUAGGAUUUUUUGUUUGUUUUGGUCUUAUUGGUCGGCUUUGCUAAGUCGGCUUUAUGAUUUCCCCUCCUCUUCUUUCCUUGUAUAUUCUUUCCUCUCUUGGUGAUGAAUUUAUUUAUUCAUUGAAAAAAAAAAGCAACGGGCAAGGAGUUCAUCGAUUGAGGCGAUGAGGGAACAACUUCGUUAUCAGAGUCUUUCAAUUCCAAAAAAACUAGAAAAUUUGUUGUGAACAUUGGUUAAAUCUUAAUGGUCCGAUGGAAGCAGGCCUUGCAGUAGGCGAGGAAUCUUCAGAGGGCUUCGGGUUUGCCACACGACUUCAAUUCUGGCGACCACAUCGGCAAGAUUUCUUUUGGCCCCAAGAAUCAUUACUAACAACAGCUAGAAGAGUAUCAUCCUUGGCUUCUGCUUCAACUAAGGCUUUGAUUAAGCCGUCAUAGUUUUUUCCUUAUGCGGUGAUGUUAACCAAAGAGGCGAGAGCUUUUGGUGAUAUCCAACUUGCCGUAUGGUGGCCGAAUGUCUUGCAGAUAGUUCGUUGGGGAGGCAGUCAUUCAUAUUCAACUUGUUGAUUGAAGGAGAAACCUUCUCCAUCCAGAAUCUUAACAGAGGAUGGAAGAAUAUGCUCAGUGGUGGCUUCAAUGUAGAUACGGGCAAACGCGAGCCUAUCCAUUAGUUCAGUCCGUUGGUGUCAAAAUAAGGGGUUUUUGAUGACUUGACCCAAUGAUACUCAGCACCUUAGGGCACCAAAAGUGGAGGGGGAGGUUGGGGAGAACAGCUCACAUAGGGAUGGUGAGAUCAAUUUUGGAGACAGAGGUGUAUUUGAUCCCAUGGGCGAAAGAAAAUGGUUUUCUUACCCAGUUUCCAGGGUCCACCUUCUGGGGCAGUGAGUUUGUCUGAUUCUUUAGAGAAGGUAAAGAUGAAGAGCUCAUUAUGUAGGAGGAUGGUAAAGAGGGUGCCAUGAAGCCUCCAUUGUUUGGACAUGGAAGCCUUAAAUGAGUUUCCCGAAACAUAUGCUUGAUGUAGAAGUUCUUGACUAUAGUAAUGUUAUUAAGUCAUGGUCAAGCAAUGUUGUUCUUAUGCUUUCCUUGUUUGGGUUUAUUUUGUUGCUUUCUUUCUAUUUUUUAGUUUUGGAUUUUUUGUCAGGAGGAGAGGAGUUGGGGAUGUGAUGGUAAUAUGCUGGAGGGACUGCUGUAGAUUUUGAGUUGUGGACUCUUCUUUUGCUGCUAAGACUUGUUUUUCCUUUCUUUAUUUGGGAUUUAAAAAGUUGAGGUUCCUUUUAGAUACAUGCAACAUAUUUGCUUUGAAAUGUAUGUCUGUGUCCAAAGGAGGGUUAAAGGGUAAAAUAUAUUUAUAUUGAUUUUUUUUUUCCUUCGUCUAGAUAGCCCCUACAAAUAUGAUUGUACGUUCAAGUCGUCGAAUCCUUUAAAUUGGGAUUUACCUAGCAAUAUCGGUGAGUGAUGAGUGGAAGAUUUUAUCUAUAAGAGUAUAAGGUGACAUGUAUUUAUUGUAACUGCUUCCCUUAUAGAAUAAUUGUUCAAUAAAAUUUAUACUUCUUUUACUUGUAGAAUAAUUGGUCUAACAUUUCCUAAAAUGGCAUACUUUAUAUAGCUUUUUGGUUAUGGAAGAACAUUUCUAUAUUAUUGGUUAGUGAAUGUCCUAGCUGAAACUAUAUUUUACUGAUUGCUUUGCCUCUUAAAUUUUUUUGAACCUUUCAGCUGUGAAUAUUAAAUGUAGAACGCUCUUCGGGUGGGGAAUUCCAAUUCCUAGUGAACUUCUAAUAUUGGAUUGCCUCCAAACACAGGCCUUACUUCUGCACCAUUAAUUGAUAAUUAAUAAUAUCCCAAUUUGUUAGUUCCAACUCAAUCUAUGCUUAAGCAAUUUGAUUACAUUAAUUGUUCUCUAUUUUCCUUUGAAUUAUAUUUUUUUUAUCAUUUUUUUCUUGGUUUUGUUUCCUCACUUUCUCAGCAGACUUUUUUCCAGGUGUAGCAGACUUUUUGUUGGAUGUGUAGGUGUGGGAAGUUUUAAAUUAUGUAGUUCUCUUAGAUGAAACUAUAGCAUAGGCAUAGGGUCAUGGAUCGGAAUAUGGGUGGAUAUUAAAAUAUGAAAAAAAUUUCUUAUUGUGUAGACUUUCGAUUUCAUAUGAUUAUUUUAGGAACUUGUGUAGCCAAUUUGUUUAAGAGAGGGAAUACCAGAAAUGAGAAAGGCUGUAUGGAAUUUGCUAAGGAAAUAUUAUUAGAAGAGGGAAAAAAAAUAAACAACAACAAUGACAAAAAAAAAAAAAAAAAAGAAGAGAAAAGUGAUAAGAAAUGAGAUUAUUGUCACUAGGACAGAAAAGUUGCUGCUUCUUAAUCCACAUCCUCCAAAAUAAUAAAUAGGGCUCUAUUGUGACUGAGUCAACAAAAUGUUAAGUACAAAGGAUUCAAAUACGAGAACAACUUUUCCAGCAUAAUGUGUAAAGGGGAUAAAAGUGGCAGGGGAUGCUAUAAAAUACUUCUGGUAAAACAUAUUAUUAUAAAACAAUAGUCCAACAAAGACACUUUUAGUUUAAACGUUAUUUUUUUGGAAGGUCCUCAAUGGGACCCAUGACCUCGCUGCUCAUGGAUAAAUGGGGGACCAAUUUACUCUGACUAUGGCUCUAUAUGUUUUUGUUCCAGGUCUAAUUUCUUAGUAGGAAAACCAUAUUGAUAUAGGUAGUUAUGUGAAUUAAAGAUCGAGUCUACACAGGAACAAUGAACAAGACCAGGCAAACACAGUGUAUUGUGGACAUUAAACCGGCCGAGACUGAGACUUAAGGCUAAAAAAGGAUUCCUGGUCUUGCCGGAAACAUAGACGGAUUGGACAGUUGGACUUGUGAGGUAUCACAUGCUAUCAGCACUACGACAGAGAUAGAAGGUAUAGCAUACUUCAAAGCAGUCAAUAUCACCUAUUCACCACCCCAAUACGCAGAUGACAGGUGAGCGGCUGAUCUCCGACAUAGUUUUCUUUCUUAUUUCUUAUAGUUUUCUUUCUUUUUUCUUUGUAAAGGGUAAUACACAGAUGCAAUCCCAAUCUGAUUCGGAUGAAACAGGUAGAAACUCUCCUCUUCCCACCAUUCCUUCUUAUCUUGAACUCCCUUUCUUACUUCACUUCUUAAUUUCAGAAAAGAAGGAAAUUUGUUCAGAUUUGAGAUCUGAGGGAAUAAUUAUCCCUGGUUAUUUACACUUAGUAACUUCUUAUUGCUUAUUAGUGAUGGACAUUAGACUUAAUUUGGUCACGGGCUGGUAUGUUCUUCCUUUUUUUUCUUAUUCUCAAUUGCUCUUCUCUUCAAAAACAAGAAAGGGUUAAUUUUUUGUUUUAUUCUGAUGGAUAGAUAAUUGCCUAAUUUGGUUUUCUAUUUUUCUUGUAGGAUGCUGAAGAAGCUAAGUUGCAAUUGACGUGACGUCCACAGUUGGUGCAGAAAAUACAGAAAGGUUUGUUAUCGAAUACUCUUAUUAUCUUCCAUCCAACAAUCAGGUUCAAACUGCAGCUAUUGCAACUCCAACAACAACUACUGAUGGUACUUCUACUCCACAGCUUCGUUUUGCAUGCAGCUGGUCAGAAUGGAGGCGAGAACCUAUAGGAGGAAUUACUCCCUGAAGAACUAAUUAGAGGUAGCUAGGCCUUGUUGCUUUUUCCAGUGCUGCUUUGCUAUAUUGUCCUAACUUCUCACCCUCUAUUGGGAGUUAAAUGAUCAAUAGAAAAAUUAGCAUUGAUGAAGAAGGAAUUGAAGAAGAAAAUAAUGCAAGCGAAAUAGAAGAAGGGUCAUCUGGAUUUGGUUAAUCUCUCCGCUCCCUUGAGCUGAAACCAUUGUAAUCUCCAUGCCAGUUCGUCAACAACAAUCUUCGCAGGUUCAAUUAAGAAAGAAUGGUUCAUCACCACCAUGAAUGGUAUAGAGGAUUUUGCAAAUUUCCAUUCUUUAUUCUUCUUUCUAUGUUUAUUUCUUUCAAUAUUUAUCAUAUCUUCUUAUCCAAAAGAUUUUUUGUCAUAUCUUUGUCAGCCUUCCUUUUUUAUUUAUUUUUUCCUAUUUACAGAUCUUAUUUUUUACCCAUUUAAAUGAAAGUAUCAACAGUCUCUCUCACACUCACUUUAUCCUCAAAAGUGUCUGGUUGUUUCUCUCUCAAGAAAUCAAUCUUAAUUUCUAGUGUGUUCUCUGCACUCAUUGUGUCCUAUCCAUCUUUUCCAACACAGCUUUUAUAUACUCAUAAGAGUAUAAGAAUGGGGAAGGUAGAAUUCAUUUUCAUUUGCUUGGUUUUCUUUCUUCAUUCAGUAGGUGCUACAAGAAGUCUCCCUAUAUCUUCUUUACUAGCAUCAACCUCAACUCCAUCUCCUUCUUCAGCUUCAAAUGGACCUCAAAGCAACGCUAACUUCAGUUAUGUUUGUGAUCCAAUUCGAUUUAAGGCCUUAGGGCUGGAUGUGUCUAAUUUUUCAUUCUGUGAUAAGUCACUUUCCUAUACUGUUAGGGUUAAGGAUUUGAUUGAUAGGAUGACACUAGCAGAGAAGGGAGGACAACUUGGAAAUUUUGCUUUUGGGGUCCCUCAGUUAGGGUUGCCUAAGUAUGAUUGGUGGUCUGAAGCUCUCCAUGGUGUCUCUAACUUUGGGGGUGGUGUUCACUUUGAUCAAACUGUUCCUUCUGCAACUAACUUCCCAGCUGUCAUUCUAUUGGCAGCAUCUUUCAAUCAGUCCCUUUGGAAGAAUGCAGGCCAGAUUGUUUCAACAGAAGCAAGAGCUAUGUACAAUUUAGGACGUGCAGGUUUGACUUAUUGGAGUCCAACUAUCAAUGUAGUAAGAGACCCUAGAUGGGGAAGAAUCACUGAAACACCAGGUGAAGAUCCUUUUGUUGUUGGUACUUAUGCUGUAAACUAUGUGAGAGGUUUGCAAGAUAUUGAAGGUGAGGAGACUCCCAAAGACUUGAAAUCUAGGCCACUCAAGGUUUCUGCAUGUUGUAAGCACUACACAGCUUAUGAUGUGGAUCAUUGGCAGGGAGUUGAUCGUAUGUCUUUUGAUGCCAAGGUUUCUGAACAAGACAUAGUGGAAACAUUUUCUCGUCCCUUUGAGAUGUGUGUUCGAGAAGGGGAUGCUAGUAGUGUCAUGUGUUCUUAUAAUCGUGUUAAUGGUAUACCCACCUGUGCCGAUCCAAAGCUUCUGAAACAGACCAUAAGAGAUGAAUGGGGUCUGAAUGGGUAUAUUGUCUCAGAUUGUGAUUCAAUUGAGACGCUGGUUGAUAAACAUAAAUGGUUAGGUUUUGGCUAUGAGGAAGCUGUUGCACAAGUGCUAAAAGCAGGACUUGAUUUGGACUGUGGAGUUUCAUACACCAAAAACCUUGAGAGUUCAACAUUGAAUGGCAAAAUUAGAGAAGCAGACAUAGACAAGGCUUUAAACAAUGUCUAUGUUGUGCUUAUGAGGCUUGGUUUCUUUGAUGGCUCCAAUCCUUCCUUGACAUCUCUUGGGAAAGAGAGUAUCUGUUCUAAUGAACAUAUAGAGUUGUCUGCUGAGGGUGCACGGGAAGGAAUUGUCUUGCUUAAGAAUCAAAACUCUACAUUGCCUUUGAACAAUUUGAAUUUCAAGAAUAUUGCAUUGAUAGGACCACAUGCAAAUGCUACAUCCGACAUGCUAGGAACCUACAUAGGUGUUCCAUGUAAGGUGACCUCUCCUUUUGUUGGUUUCUCUGCAUUUGCAAGUGUGACAUAUUCAAUGGGAUGUACUAAUGUUCAAUGCCAAAAUGAUAGCAUGAUAUAUCCAGCCAUGGAAGUUGCUAAGAAUGCAGAUGCUACCAUUAUUGUGGCUGGGUUAAAUACACAGAUUGAGAAUGAGGGUUUGGAUAGAAUGGACUUGAACCUUCCUGGUUAUCAAAAUCAGUUAAUCAAACAAGUUGCUGGAGUCUCCAAAGGUCCAGUUAUUCUUGUUAUCAUGUCUGCUGGUGGUGUUGAUAUUUCUUUUGCUAAGCAAAAUGAUUCCAAAAUAAGUUCCAUAGUUUGGGCCGGUUAUCCUGGUGAGGAAGGUGGUCGUGCCAUCGCCGAAGUUGUCUUUGGAAAAUAUAAUCCUGGAGGAAAGUUACCAAUUACAUGGCAUGAAAAUGGCUACAUUGCCAAUCUGCCCAUGACAUCCAUGCCAUUGAGGCCAGUUGAUGAAUUGGGCUACCCAGGAAGGACUUACAAGUUCUUCAAUGGCUCUACUGUGUAUCCAUUUGGUUAUGGUCUCAGCUACACCCAAUUCAACUAUAAGAUACGCACCGCUCCAAGUCCUCUCCAUAUUACAUUGAACAAGAGCCAGCAUUGCCGUCGCCUCAGCUAUGGCAAUGAUGUGGGCAGACCAUUGUGUGAAGCUGUUCUCAUUGAUGAUUUGAACUGUUCCAAGUUGGAGUUUGGUUUUGAGAUUGAAGUCCAAAAUGUAGGGAAAAUGGAUGGUAGUGAUGUUCUCAUCAUAUACUCAGUUCCUCCUGCCGGCAUUAAAGGUACUCAUUCUAAGCAAGUGAUUGGGUUCCAGAGGGUCAUUGUGCCUGCUGGCCAGAGCAAGAAUUUAAAAUUUGUGUUCAAUGCUUGCAAGAGCUUGAUGGCAGUUGAGAAGAGUAGUUACACUUUGCUUCCAUCUGGUGGGCACAUGAUCAUGGUAGGAGAUGGAUCAGCAGCUUCUUUUACUCUUCAAGUUGGUCUCCAUCCAACUGCUGUAGAAAGGAUCAAGUGAUGCUUUUAGCCUUCUAUUUUAUGUACUUCAUUUUUUUUCAAUUGAGAAAUUUCAAAUUUUCCAAUGUUUCCAUAUAGGUGUUGUUAUCAAUUUAAUGGCGAUAAAAGAUUGAGCUGUUUCAUGAAA